This is a messenger RNA of Dalotia coriaria, 1970 nucleotides long. RefSeq names its product vacuolar fusion protein MON1 homolog (gene Mon1). Gene Ontology annotation, biological process: protein targeting to vacuole; endosome to lysosome transport via multivesicular body sorting pathway. NCBI's taxonomy places the organism in Eukaryota, Metazoa, Arthropoda, Insecta, Coleoptera, Staphylinidae. The coding region runs from base 291 to 1739 and encodes 482 amino acids. The record is from RefSeq and is a predicted model, not a curated record. The transcript is spliced from 4 exons. Gene Ontology annotation, cellular component: Mon1-Ccz1 complex.
UUUGAUAUCUUAUGAAUGUGUUUAUUACUAUAUGAGAAAUUAUCAGUGUAAAACCAUUGAUAAAACAAGAUAAGUAUAUAACUGAAUCAUGUAUUAUUUAAUUUGUUCUCAAGUUUCAUAAUUAUUCAUAUUUCACACUCUGUAGCCUCUGUGCAUAACCUAGUUUUUUCGUAGAGUCUGAAUUCUUGAGUGGGUUCAGUGGGAUCUUCGUCCUUUCGGACGAAUGAGAAGUUCCAAGUGUUUCAUUUGAUUCUCUUAAUUUUAAUGCAAAUACAAUAGUAAUCUUAUCCAUGGCAUCUAAUAUCGUAGAGGAAUCAUCGGAAAAUGGUAUUACAUCAGAAGUGAAGCUAACAGAUAACUUGGAACACCUUAAUACAUGCAUUCGAGAGGUGGAUGCACUUAGCAUUAGCCAGCAGCAGCCAACCUUCUCAGAACAAAGCAAUGAAAAUACCGAAAAUGAGGACAAUCAAAGUGCAUGCUCUUUACUAUCUCAGGAUGAGGACUAUAGAAAAAAUGCUGACUGGUUGAACAAAUCAAAACAUAUUUUUGUGAUGAGCACAGCUGGGAAACCAAUCUAUUCAAGACAUGGCAAUGAGAACAAAUUAGCAACAUUGUUUGGUGUAAUGCAAGCAAUUGUAAGUUUUGUUCAAGAUCAAAAUGACACAAUUAAAUUUGUGCAAGCUGGCAACACAACCACUGUGUUCCUAAUCAAAACACACAUUAUCCUAGUGGCAGUUUCUAAAACACAGGAAAAUGUGAAACAAUUAGUUCUUCAAUUAAAUUAUGUAUUUAAUCAAAUAAUUAGCAUUCUAACUAUGACAACUUUAAAUAAGACAUAUGAAAAACGAAGAAAUUUUGAUCUAAGACGAUCCCUGUCGGGAGUGGAGCGUCUAAUAGAUCACCUGCUUGAUUUUUACGAAAAAGAACCUGCGUUUACUUUCGGAGCUGUCCAAUUUUUACCACUGCAAUCUUCUGUUAGAGACAACAUAGGUUCAGCAAUCAUCCAGGCAUGCAGUAAAAUAAAGAAUGUAGUAUUUGGAAUUCUGCUAGCCAACGACCAGUUCAUAACAAUAGUACGCAUGAAAAAAUAUUUUAUUCAUCCGUGCGAUCUUCAUCUUAUUCUGAAUCUGGUGCAUGCGUCCGAGAGUCUGAAAGCUGCCGAAAGUUGGACACCUCUCUGCCUACCGCACUUCAACGAAGAUGGCUACCUCUACAGUCAUGUCUCUUAUCUCGCCGAAGACUGCCAAGCAUGCCUGCUGUUGCUAACAACAGAUCGCGAUGUGUUUUUCGCAUUGAGCGAAGCAAAGCAGCGCAUUGUCGAGAAGCUGCGGCGUGGCAACUGUCUUGAGGCGAUCAAUGAGUCACUGAACACUCCAAAGGAAACGGCCAUAGUUAGCGGGUUUCCCGAAAUAAGGCAUUACAUCUACAAGACAAAGUCGACAAGUCAAUUUUAUCAGCCGACUGUUGGCCCACCUUACAACAUAAACAGGCCGCUAUUAUUUAUGCUUUAUAAACGCACGCAGCAGUUACUGCAUCACGGUGGGUCUCCAAUGAAGUUGAUCUUCGAGAAAUCACCCGAUGAAGCCAUUCUAGCAUGGGACACCAAAGAAUUUGAGCUGUAUAUUAUCUUCGAGCCGCUCAUUGAUACUGCAGCGUCAAUCGCCACUGUCUCGCGGCUUCUCAACUGGCUGAAAAAGCGUGAGGAUAGGCUGUUCCAAAUGAACCAAUUGUUAUUUUAAUUAUUUCUCAUUUAACUAAUGGCAAUAUUUGGGGGCAUUUACGUGCCUACCACGUGAGGAAUAACAUAUUACAUAGCCUAAGAGAAGUAGCUUCAACGUAAUCGCUGUGAUAAAGACGUUGUUCGGGCCAGGUAGGUAAGUCCACGUUGAAGGCAUCAACACACUAAUUACAAAAAUUCUUAUAAUUUAUUUUUACUCGUGUAAUUAUUGUAAUUAUCAUUGUUGAAACUA